AUGGACAAUAAAGAAGCAAGUGAAGACGAAAGUGAGGAUGUCACGGAAGCAUCGGAAGCCCUGGAAGCUACGUCAUCCGUCAUAGAAGAUAUGGAAGUCGUCUGUGCUCAGCUACAACCGCCGAGCUGCCCAAUUGGACAGCCAAGCACACCAGUUUUUCGUCCAGCAGAUGUUGAACAAGUUAUAGAGCGGUAUGGGCAAUUGGUAGAAAAGUUUCAGAUUGCAAACUGUGAUAAGAACUACUAUCUGCUCUCAUUCCUCCAGCCCAGGGCAUUCUUUCGAAAAGAGAACGCACUCAAAAACCAAUAUUACCAGAUCAGUGAAAAACUUGUGCGAGCUUGUCCAUCAGCGGCGCUCCCUGAUGCUGGCUCCAGCUCCGCGACAUUAGCUGACCAUAUCAUGGCACAGUGCCGACAGUAUGUGCUUGCUCGUGUCGAAAUGAUCAGCAUCUACACCACAAUCGCAAGUUUAGCGAACGACCGAGUUAUUCUAUGGGAUUCCUUGCAUGCACGUGGAGUUCGGGUAUCAGAAAUGCUCAAAUCUUGUCAUCAUCACUCACUGUUUUCAAUGGCUCACCUUCUUUCUGGUGAAAUCGACGUUUUACUUCUGCUUGUCUCCGCACAAAUUCACAUCUCUAAUUGCAAGAUGUUUGAAAGCCUUCUUCAACUGAAGGAAAUCAGGGAACGAUUCGAUUAUUGGGUUCGCGAUUCGCAUUGCUUGAAUCCUGUCAACAAAUCGGUUUUCUACUUCUUCAGGUCGACUGAGAAACUGCCUCGAAAUCGUCUGAUAAAUUGGUUGAUUCAGUUCUACAAUUUGCUCAUGGCUAAAUUCUCCCUAUACUUUACAAAUGUACUAGCAAAUUUUUGUAGCGUGGACGACCUCAAGAUCAUUCACACAAUUGACAACGGAUAUAAUUUCAUAUCAAAUGCUACCCAAAUAGUGAAAAAAACCGACGCUGUUUGCUUAGCAAUAGUAAUGGAUCGAGAAAAUUGUACCGAAAAUUUCUAUGGUUUUGGUUAUAAUCGGCUAAAGGAUCGCUUCACUCCUGGGCCACCAACGGAGCCACGCAAGGGAUUAGCAGCGCUAUGUCCUGUCGUAUUUCGGUUGCCAUCUCCAGCGGAAGGACACAAAUCUGCUCAAUCACAUAACGACGUAUUCGAGAAAUACCAACCGCACAUAUAUGCUUUCAUUCAGUCGAACCUGCGAUAUCCAGCUAAAAGCAAAUAUAUCUACGAUGCGGAAAGAGAUCACUGCAUGUUCGGUGAUAUAGUCGAGGCGAAACUAUAUAUUGUGGUAGUGUAUGCUGGUCGAGUUUGUGAGAAGGACGCUACGAUGCUGACAUUCAUUCAGCAGAUGACCACCUCACUGAGGGGAUCUCGUUUAUUCCUAUCAUUAAAAAAUGCAGCCAAAGUAUGGGAGAUUGCAUCGAUUUCCAUGUGA
Messenger RNA from Ostertagia ostertagi, 1440 nucleotides. NCBI's taxonomy places the organism in Eukaryota, Metazoa, Nematoda, Chromadorea, Rhabditida, Trichostrongylidae. The record is from the annotation of a GenBank genome assembly.